AUGAGGCUCCAGUUAGACCAAUUCGGUCAGAUUAAGAACUACAUCCAUCUGGGCCAGGCGGCUCUUCUCUUCCUUGCCUGGGUCCUGACAAUUGCCUUACUGACAAGGCCUGGCACGACAGAUGGGCGAGUCGGCUGGUACUUUGGCUUGUGUUGGCUCACAAUCCCCAUCCUGAUCUACCUCGUAAUGGUCCCCAUGUGGUCCCGUGCCCGCCGCUUCUCCAACGUCUAUGCCUUCGCCGCGCUAGAUUUCCUAGCCGUGAUCCUCUGGCUGAGCGCUUGGGCUGCCGUUGCUAGCUACGUCUCUGCGGGAAAGGGUAAAGGAAAAAGUACAGACAAGAAUGCCACAGGUUGCGAUAACUUCAAGUUCGGCAGUCCUGGGCGCUGCAAGCUGUCGGAAACAAUCAUUGUGUUUGGCGUCUUUGAAAUGCUGCUAUUCAUCGCGACGGCAUUCAUUUCGUUUCGAGCGGUCAUGACGUUCAAGAGGACGGGUAUGAUGCCUCAGAAUCUCCCCGGUUCUGGAGGCAAGAACGACUUCUCGGCGCAGACGCAGGAUGAUUUCUCGAGUAAUAUGCGGAACGACGAUGACGACCUGGAUGAGCACCCGGGUGUGGGUGGAAGGCAGGAAUAUGCUUACCAGAAACCUUCACUCGACGAUUCAUAUGCCCCGAUUCGCCAAAGCGAUCACGACAAUGACCUUGCACAGAUGCCCGCCGCGCAGCCGACGAGCCCGCUGAACCAUGCUGGGUUGGGUAUUCAUGACUACAACACGAGUUACAACCCGGGGGCGUACAGUAGUCAGAGCCAACCGAUGAUGGCAGGGCGAUAA
Molecule: messenger RNA, 828 nt
Organism: Fonsecaea multimorphosa CBS 102226
Lineage: Eukaryota; Fungi; Ascomycota; Eurotiomycetes; Chaetothyriales; Herpotrichiellaceae
Exons: 2
Coding region: 1-828 (275 amino acids)
Cellular component (GO): membrane
Source: RefSeq, a predicted model, not a curated record